This is a messenger RNA of Populus trichocarpa (black cottonwood), 2014 nucleotides long. RefSeq names its product DEAD-box ATP-dependent RNA helicase 5. The transcript is spliced from 13 exons. Lineage: Eukaryota; Viridiplantae; Streptophyta; Magnoliopsida; Malpighiales; Salicaceae. The record is from RefSeq and is a predicted model, not a curated record. Gene Ontology annotation, molecular function: RNA helicase activity; ATP binding; RNA binding. The coding region runs from base 116 to 1813 and encodes 565 amino acids. Gene Ontology annotation, biological process: rRNA processing. Gene Ontology annotation, cellular component: nucleolus.
CCCAAACUCUCAACAUCUAAAACCCUAGAAUAAACCACCUCCUUCCCCUCGAAAACUCUCUUGGCUUUGGUUCGCUCUGCUUUCACUUUGCAGCCUCUAACCUACAACAACAGCCAUGGGUAAAAAGAUUCGAGAAGCCAAUCUUAACGGCGAACCGAUUGCCCAACAAGAAGCCGCAAAUGGUCACAAAUCAGAUAAAAAGAAAAGGAAGGAUAAAAACAAGAAUCAAGAACCUGAAUUCCAAGAGACACAAAAGGAACCAACUCUAAAGAGAAGGCUUGAGGAAACCCAAGACCAGGAAACCGUCAAGAAAGAAAAGAAGAAGAAGAAGCAUGAAGAAGAGAAAGAAGGUGAAAUCCAUGAAGGGAAAGACAAAGAAAGUGAAAGUUUUCCAGAAAGUACCAAGAAAGAUAAAAACAAGAAGAAAGAAAGCAAGAAACAGGAGGAAAAUGGGAAAGAAAAUGUAAUUCAUGAAGUGAAGGAGGAAGUACAGCCGCAAGACAGAGUAGUGGUGUCCGGAAAGGAUACACAAGAGACAAAGUAUGCGUCUUUAAAGUCUUUUGCUGAGGCGAAACUGCCUGAUAAUGUGUUGGAAUGUUGCAAGAAUUUCAAGAAUCCAUCUCCUAUCCAGGCUCAUGCUUGGCCCUUUUUGUUUGAUGGGCGUGAUUUUAUUGGGAUUGCAAAAACUGGAUCAGGUAAGACUUUGGCAUUUGGGAUACCUGCAAUAAUGCAUAUUCUGAGCAAGCGAAAGGGGAAAUCGACAAGGGGGGCAAAUCCACUUUGCCUUGUGCUUGCUCCUACAAGAGAAUUAGCUGAUCAAAUUUCAGUUGUUUUACGUGAUGCUGGGGAACCUUGCGGUGUGAGAUCAGUUUGUAUAUAUGGAGGAACUUCCAAAGGACCUCAAAUCAAGUCUCUGAAGGCUGGCGUUGAUAUUGUCAUUGGAACCCCUGGCCGUUUGAAGGAUUUGAUAGAAAUGAAUGUAUUGCACCUUGCAGAGGUAUCUUUUGUGGUUCUUGAUGAAGCAGAUAGAAUGCUGGACAUGGGAUUUAGACAGGAAGUUCGUUCAAUAUUGAGCAACACAUGUUCUGCUCGCCAAAUGAUAAUGUUUAGCGCUACAUGGCCUUUAGAUGUUCAUAAUUUGGCAGAAGAAUAUAUGGACCCAAAUCCUGUUAAGGUGGUUGUAGGUUCUGAAGAUACAGCUGCCAACCAUGAUGUCAUGCAGAUUGUUGAGGUAUUGGAGGACCAUUUGCGUGAUCAGCGUUUACUUGCUUUGCUAGAAAAAUAUCACAAAUCUCAACAGAAUAGAGUGUUGGUUUUUGCCUUGUACCAAAAGGAAGCGGAACGUCUUGAUGGAAUGCUAAGAAAAAGUGGGUGGAAUGUUGUUUCUAUUCAUGGCAACAAAGCACAAGAACAACGAACAAAGGCAUUGUCAUUAUUCAAGAAGGGCAGCUGCCCUCUGAUGGUUGCUACUGAUGUGGCUGCUCGAGGAUUGGAUGUUCCAGAUGUAGAAGUAGUAAUCAACUAUACCUUCCCACUCACCGCAGAGGAUUAUGUCCACAGAAUUGGCAGGACUGGACGGGCUGGCAAGAAGGGUGUUGCUCACACAUUUUUCACGCAUCAUAAUAGGGGGCUCGCUGGAGAGUUGGUCAACAUUCUUAGAGAAGCUGGGCAAAUCGUGCCACCUGCCCUUUUGAAAUUUGGCACUCAUGUGAAGAAAAAGGAGUCCAAGCUCUAUGGGGCUCAUUUCAAAGAAAUCUCUGCAGAUGCUCCAAAGGCCAAGAAAAUAACUUUCAACUCGGAUGACGAAGAUUAAAGCAUAUGGUCUCCAGAUUUUGUAAGAUCAGCAAUGAAACAAAUAUACAGUAUCGGUUAUCUAUUAUUUAAAGUGGUAUAAGAUUUUGUAAGAUCGCUUCCUGUCUCUUCUUUUUGCUCAUUUACAUAGGUGAGAUAUCAGCAACAUUUGAUUCUUUGGCAAAUUUUCAGUAAAAUUAAUGUCGAUCGUUAUUGGAUUUAA